GCCCCUCCGCCGCCGGAAAUGGUCAGGUUCUCUGCCGCUUGCGCAAGGCCAGAAGUAGUUCCGGUUCCGGGCUGGUGAUUUUCGUUCCUGCAGUUCGGUGGUCGGGGUUGGCGGGCAGUAACUGAGGCAAGAUGCUGCGGAAUCUGCUGGGUCUUCGUCACCUUGCCUGGAGGACCAUAAGUACUGCUUCCCGCAGGCAGUUUGAAAAUAAAGUUCCAGAGAAACAAAAGCUAUUUCAGGAGGAUAAUGGAAUUCCAGUGCAUCUCAAGGGUGGGAUAGCUGACGCCCUCCUGUAUAGAGCCACCAUGAUUCUUACAGUUGGUGGAACAGCAUAUGCUAUAUAUCAGCUGGCUGUGGCUUCGUUUCCCAAGAAGCAGGACUGACUUCAGUGUAUCGUCCCAGCAGUCAGUUGGUUCAGUUUCAUUCAGCUCUCUGUGGACCAGUAAUCUAAGAAAUAGCUGAAUAAUUCUUUGGGGAUCAAUAUUUAUUGACUUGUACUAACUGCCACCAAUAAAACAGUCUUUACCAUG
Messenger RNA from Equus quagga, 530 nucleotides. Its product is annotated as cytochrome c oxidase subunit 7A2, mitochondrial. Gene Ontology annotation, biological process: mitochondrial respirasome assembly; regulation of oxidative phosphorylation; mitochondrial electron transport, cytochrome c to oxygen. The coding region runs from base 132 to 383 and encodes 83 amino acids. NCBI's taxonomy places the organism in Eukaryota, Metazoa, Chordata, Mammalia, Perissodactyla, Equidae. The transcript has 4 exons. The record is from RefSeq and is a predicted model, not a curated record.